Pseudopodoces humilis (Tibetan ground-tit) is the source of this 1681-nucleotide messenger RNA. The record is from RefSeq and is a predicted model, not a curated record. NCBI's taxonomy places the organism in Eukaryota, Metazoa, Chordata, Aves, Passeriformes, Paridae.
UCGCGGUGUGGCGGGGCGGUGUCCCGGUGUCCCCCCGGGGCUCGGGGGGCCGGUGAUGCGGGCUCUGAGGGCGCUGCGGCCCCGCAGGCUCCUGGCGAUGGCGGCGGCUCCCGGGGGGUCCCGGCGGGGCCCGGUGCUGACCCCCGAGUCGAUGAACCCCGCGAUUCGCCGCGUGGAGUACGCGGUGCGCGGCCCCAUCGUGGUGCGAGCGCUGGAGCUGGAGCAGGAGCUGCGCAAGGGUGUCUCCAAGCCCUUCACCGAAGUCAUCAAGGCCAACAUCGGUGACGCGCACGCCAUGGGCCAGCAGCCCAUCACCUUCCUCCGCCAGGUGGCCGCGCUCUGCCUGUGCCCGGAGCUCAUGAAGGACUCGUCCCUCCCCAGCGACGCCAAGGAGCGAGCGCGGCGACUUCUAUCGGCCUGCGGUGGCCAGAGCGUGGGUUCCUACAGCGCCAGCCCCGGCGUGCAGAUGGUGCGGGAGAACGUGGCGCGCUACAUCGAGCGGCGCGAUGGUGUCCCCGCCAGCCCCGACGACAUCUUCCUGUCCACGGGCGCCAGCGACGCCAUCGUGAACAUCCUGAAGCUGUUGGUGUGCGGUUCGGGCUCGUCUCGCACGGGUGUUCUGAUCCCGAUCCCGCAGUACCCGCUCUACUCGGCGGCGCUGGCGGAGCUGGACGCGGCGCAGGUCCGUUACUACCUGGCCGAGGAGCGCUGCUGGGCGCUGGACGUGGCCGAGCUGCGCCGGGCGCUGGACGAGGGGCGCCGCCGCUGCUCGCCGCGGGUGCUCUGCAUCAUCAACCCCGGCAACCCCACCGGCCAGGUGCAGAGCCGGGAAUGCAUCGAGGACGUCAUCAAGUUCGCCUACGAGGAGAAGCUUUUCCUCAUGGCCGACGAGGUGUACCAGGACAACGUCUACGCCAAGGGCUCGGCCUUCUACUCGUUCAAGAAGGUCCUGAAGGAGAUGGGGCCGCCCUACUCGGAUUCGGUGGAGUUGGCCUCCUUCCACUCCAUCUCCAAGGGAUACAUGGGAGAGUGUGGGCUGCGGAGCGGUUACGUGGAGGUGGUGAACCUGCACCCCGAGGUGAAGGCCGAGCUCUCCAAGCUCGUGUCGGUCCGGCUGUGCCCGCCCGUGCUGGGACAGAUGGUCCUGGACACCAUCAUGGAUCCGCCAAAGCCCGGAGAUCCGUCCUACGAGCGCUUCCAGGCUGAGAAGGAGGCCGUGCUCAGCGCCCUGGCGGAAAAGGCGCGGCUGACGCAGGAGAUCUUCAACCGGACCCCGGGGAUCCACUGCAACCCCGUGCAGGGAGCCAUGUACUCCUUCCCCCGGAUCGACCUCCCGGAUGGAGCGCUGGCUGCCGCCAAGGAGAAGCAGCAGGCCCCGGACAUGUUCUUCUGCAUGAGGCUCCUGGAGGAAACCGGGAUCUGCGUCGUCCCGGGAAGCGGCUUCGGACAGAAGGAAGGCACCUUCCACUUCCGGAUGACGAUCCUGCCUCCCACGGACAAACUGAAAAUCCUCCUGGAAAAACUCAGCGCCUUCUACACCAAAUUUGUCAAGGAAUUCUCUUAAAAUUCCCGCCUGGAAUUCCCACCUGGCUUUUCCGGGUGUUUUUUCUUUUUGGGAAUUGCGGGGCAGGUCCCCCCCAGUGUUCCCAAAUAAAGGACAGUGACCAGCCUCGCCUUUUUC